CACGUUUUUCUGCGCCUUGGACGUUGUCAAACUCUGUUAUUGACCCCCCAUUUUCUCAAUUUUUGCUCAUUUAUAUAAAAAUUAUCUUGGCGCAAAUAAUUUUGGAUGGGGGGCAAUUAUUUCUCCGAAGACUAUAUCCCCGGUACAACCAGCAUCUUAGCAGUCAGCGAAGAUGCAUCCAACAAUGAAUCAGGACGACCUAUAAAAAAGACCAGCAAGGGCGUUGUCCUGCUCCCGCAACCUUCUGAUUCUCCCAAUGAUCCGCUCAAUUGGUCUUCGGCGAGAAAGACAUGGCAUUUUAUCCUUGUGUCUUUCAUCACAGCACUCACAGCAGCCAUCUCCAAUGAUGCUGGUGCUGCCCAGGACUCGUUGAACGAGGUGUAUGGGAUUUCCUAUGAUUCGAUGAACACGGGGGCUGGUGUGCUGUUCCUUUUCAUCGGCUGGUCGUGUAUUUUCUUCGCGCCCGCUUCGUCUCUGUACGGCAGAAGAAUCACGUACAUUAUUUGUAUCUUGUCGGGCACUUUAGGCUCCGUUUGGUUUGCUUUGUCCAAACGGACCGCGGAUACAAUUUGGUCGCAGGCUUUUGUGGGCAUGUCGGAGGCCUGUGCCGAAGCCCAAGUGCAGCAGUCCCUGGCGGAUAUUUUCUUUCAGCAUCAGCUUGGUUCCGUCUUGACCAUCUACAUUAUGGCCACCUCUGUGGGCUCCUUUCUCGGCCCUUUGAUUGCGCAUUUGAUUGCCGAGUCCCAGGGAUUCAGAUGGGUCGGCUGGUGGGGGGCCAUCGUCAGCGGUGCGACGCUCAUCGUGAUUAUCUUUGCGUGUGAGGAAACGGUGUUUGACAGACCAAAGCACUUCCCGUUGUACGAGUCCAAUAAUUCUGGAAAUGUUGACUCGGGCGUGUCGCACUCCAAGGAGAAAGGCCCCGAUGGCCUCAGGAUCAAUAGUAGUGAUCUUGGCGACGGCAGAGACGAUACCGACGAUGUUGAGGCUACCGAUAAGCAAGAGAAGCUGCUGCCGUACCACAAGAGGAUUGCCAUCAUUACUCCGUCUUCGUUUAUCGAGGGCUUUGGCGUCAGGCAGUAUAUCAAGCGCUUCCUUGUCUACUUCAAGGUCUUUACGUUGCCUGCUGUGUGGUUGUCUGGUAUCUUGUGGGGUUUGCAAGAUGCGUACAUGUCAUUCUUCCUCACCACACAAGAUACCUUCUUCUACGAUCCGCCAUGGAAUUAUACUGAAACCGGUGUGGCGAUCAUGAACGUGGCCACUUUGAUCGGUGCAGUCCUGGGAUGCAUCAUGUCCGGCGUCCUAUCUGACAUGCAUGUUCUCCGGAUCGCCAAGAAGAACAACGGUCUAUACGAGCCCGAGUACAGACUCUGGCUCCUCUUCAUCACCCUCUUUGUCUCCCCCGUCGGUCUAAUCAUGUUUGGCGUCGGUGCAGCCAAAGGCGGCGAAUGGCCAGCCUGGGUCGUAUACGGGGGUCUCGCCUGCAUUGGUUUCGGCUGGGGAUCGAUCGGCGACACAGCCAUGUCGUACUUGAUGGAUGCAUACCCGGAGAUCGUCAUCCAGGGCAUGGUGGGGGUCUCGAUCAUCAACAAUACCCUGGCUUGUAUCUUCACCUUUGUGUGUUCGUUGUGGCUGGACGAAUCCGGGACCCAAAACACGUACAUUGCGCUGGCGGUGAUUGAUUUUGUUUCGAUUGCGUUCAUCAUCCCGACUUUGUACUGGGGGAAGUCUUGGAGAAUCAAGACCAAGGGGCUUUACGUGCAGUUGGUCCAGCUCACGAACGGUAUGAGUUAGAUGGUACAUAUGUUUUCUUUAUAGACUAGACUAGAAAUUUUCGCAUGCAACUUUCCGAUUGGCAGUGCC
Aspergillus wentii DTO 134E9 is the source of this 1860-nucleotide messenger RNA. RefSeq lists its product as uncharacterized. NCBI's taxonomy places the organism in Eukaryota, Fungi, Ascomycota, Eurotiomycetes, Eurotiales, Aspergillaceae. Gene Ontology annotation, cellular component: fungal-type vacuole. The record is from RefSeq and is a predicted model, not a curated record. Gene Ontology annotation, molecular function: transmembrane transporter activity. The coding region runs from base 106 to 1791 and encodes 561 amino acids. The transcript has a single exon. Gene Ontology annotation, biological process: transmembrane transport.